AUGAACGUAGUGUUUCAAUUCUCUUUGAUUCUAAUCAUAUCAUAACAAACAUGUAAAACGAUUAUUAUAUUAUUUACAAUACUUAUCCAAUUCCAGACUUUUUAAAAUACUUUAUGUGCUUACCUAAAUUAUUAUUUAUAAAUAAAAACUUCGUAUUAGGAUCGAGCAUAUGGUUGGUUAAUUUUAAACUAAGUAAUUAAAAGUUUAAAAUGAGUGCAAUAUUCAACUUUCAAAGUCUUUUGUCUGUAAUUUUGCUGCUAAUUUGCACAUGUGCAUACUUAAGAUCUUUUUUUCCCAGCAUUAUGGACAGAAAAAAAACAGGGUUACUUGGAACAUUCUGGAAGUGUGCAAGAAUUGGUGAGAGAAAAUCACCUUAUGUCGCCAUUUCUUGUGUGAUAAUGGCCUUUACAUUAUUAUUCUUAACAUAAAUUCAUGUAAAGGUAUAUCUGUAAUAUAAAAUAAGAAAUAAAACAAUAUAUAUUUUA
Molecule: messenger RNA, 485 nt
Organism: Leptidea sinapis
Lineage: Eukaryota; Metazoa; Arthropoda; Insecta; Lepidoptera; Pieridae
Gene: ksh
Product: protein kish-A
Exons: 3
Coding region: 210-428 (72 amino acids)
Biological process (GO): intracellular transport; protein secretion
Source: RefSeq, a predicted model, not a curated record